ACCACAGCUCUUAGCGGCGAAUUAACGAAAACAUCGACAGAGAUUUGUCGUCUAAUGGAACAACUGAAAAUACGAUCACCGACUGUUAAGAAGGAGUGCACGAAGGGAAUCGAUAACGGAAGGUUGAUCGAGUCCGAGAAACAACCCUUGGUUCAUAUAGAACCAAAAGAAUUCGAUACGACGUGGUUUAUGGCGAGAUUAAGAUUUUAUCAUCCCGAUGGUCUACCGAUUCCAGCUGAUGACAAUGCGAAUGCGUUCGAGAAGGCAAGAAAGGUGUUUGAAUCGAAUCACAAUGAGGUAAUUCGAUGUGAAUAG
Anisakis simplex (herring worm) is the source of this 315-nucleotide messenger RNA. Lineage: Eukaryota; Metazoa; Nematoda; Chromadorea; Rhabditida; Anisakidae. The record is from the annotation of a GenBank genome assembly.